CACAGAAACCACCCCUGUAGGCCCCCACUACCAAAACCUUGCCACGCAAACCCGAUACACAAACCCAACUUUGGUACAGUACCUGCCUGUCCUGCUGUUGCUUUCAAAGAAGGAGUGACCUGGAAGUGUCAGGGCAUCAGUUGUGGGUUGUGCUUUUUCACUCUGAAUUUGUCUUUGAGUGAUUGUAGUGAUUCAGAGGAAUGGCUGAAGCUGUGAAGAGUCCUCCUGUCGGAAGAGCAGCCUCUCAGGACCUAGUCCUUAGCCAUGCCUGCCCUUAUAUUCAUAGUCACAGCUUUCCAAAAGGCAGUCAUCAACUUCUGAGAGUCCAACUGUAUGACUAUGUUGGAGCAGCUUUUCUUGCAUCUUUUUUUUUCAGUUGAGUCAUUCCCAGAAUCAUUUGGGAGCUGAUUACUGAGUAUGUCUAUUUUUUUCCUGGGGCCCAUCAUCCAAAGGCUACCACUUUGGGAAAAUCUCCUUUUAUUCAAGCUUUUCUCGCCUGUUUUUAUACUUCAUCUGUCUCAUGUUGACUUUCAUACACAUUGUGUUGGCUUGGACUUUCUAACCUUUCGAGUGUGAAGGAAGCUCUCAGUAUUCAUCUGGGAAGCAUUAAUUUUGCCAUUUAAAACACUCCUGGAUUACCAUGAUAUUUUUAAAAUUUAGAGGCCAAGUAUAAAUAUAUUUGCUGCACACUCAUAAUGUACUCAGCCUUCUUUAAAGACCACAUAAGCUUUAUUAAUAAAAGUAGCGACAGGCUUGCUAUUAGAACCACCUCAGCUAGGAGACCUGCAUCUGAGCUGUGGAUUAUCAUGGGACUGUGCUGAGAGGACUUUGCACCAUUGCUGCUCUUUUGCCAGUGCAUGAGGCCCACUCACACCAGACACUGCAGAUAUCUGCUGCACUUUUUUUUGAUAACUGAUAAUUUUUUUGUCUCCUGGGAAAUAGAAAACUUAAAAGCAAAUCAGAAAGUUCUGAUUUGGUUUUGUUCAAAUAUAUACGUAUAUGAGAGCUAUGUCUUCUUCAGAAGAGUUCAAGAGUGGAAGGAACAUUACAGUAUUAAGCAAGGAAAAAAGGCACGUGGCCAUGGAGGCUAUGAUUCUGAUUUUAGUGAUGAGGACAGUGGAGAGAAUUCUAUGCAAAAGACUAAAAGUAAAAAGGAAGAUGUCCUUCUGAUAAAGCCAUUCCAAAAAGCAAAACAAGGCAGUGUGGUUCACAGACAAUUCGCAGCUGAAGAAUGGGAUAGGGAAGAAGCAAGAAAAAGAAGAUUUCACUUGAUAGCGAUGGAUGCUGUGUUUCAAAUGAUGUCUCUGAGGCUGAAGUGUUCAAAAAAACACAUUACAUAUUUUCCCAUGAUUUUCAUCUCCAAACUAAAGCAGUAUGAAAGACAUAAAAAGUUUGUGAAUGACUACAUUUUAUACUACGGUGGCAAAAUAGAGGAUUUCCGACGUUCUGGAGCAAAUGACAAGACGGAUCUUGAUGUUAUUAGAGAAAACCAUAGAUUCCUCUGGAAUGAAGAUGAUGAAGCAGACAUGAAUUGGGAGAAGAGGCUUGCAAAGAAGUAUUAUGAUAAAUUGUUCAAAGAAUACUGUAUAGCAGAUCUCAGUAGAUACAAAGAGAAUAAGUUUGGAUUUAGAUGGCGACAUGAGAAAGAAGUAAUUUCAGGAAAAGGUCAGUUUUCCUGUGGAAAUAAGCACUGUGAUGAGAAAGAAGGCCUGAAGAGCUGGGAGGUGAAUUUUGGUUACGUUGAACAUGGUGAAAAGAGGAAUGCGCUUGUGAAAUUGAGACUAUGUCCAGAAUGUUCCUACAAACUAAACUUUCAUCACCGGAGGAAAGAAGUCAAAGCACACAAGAAAAGAGGCACAGCUGUACCAAACUCUAAAGAGCCAAAAAUUAAGAAGACAAAAUUAUCUUGUUCAGCAAAAAAGAAGUCCAAAAAAAAGACCCAUAAAGAUCAGGUUUCUUCAGAAGAUUCAGAUAAUUCUGAUAAAGAUUCAGAUAACAGCGAUGCACAAGAUGGUCCUUCAGAUGCUGACUUUUGGAAGGGUCCUCUACAAGAAGCAGAUGAAAAAUCACGGGAGGAGGAGUUUGAUGAGUAUUUUCAAGACUUGUUUCUCUGAAGCUUGAAAUUCAUGUAGGCUGAUUUUCAUCAUGAAUUGUCAAGAUGAAAGUCUGGAAAUCCACUCAUAAGUAGGGACCAGCGACCUUUUUCUGCCAGCAUACCUUUUCUACAGUCACUCAUAUGGACUAUUUGGGUAGAUUAUCUUUGUAGAAGGCCUCAGGUCUAAAAACUUUCUUUUUCUUGUGGUAGGCUGUUUACUCAUGAAAUAAGAGAAAUAAUGUUUUCAGUUCAGUGCAAAAGGUAUAUGGCACCCAAACUUAAAAGCAGGAAGGAUGUAAACAAACAAGAAUAUAGUUUAUUGACAUUACAUCACAGAAGUUAUCCCAAACUUCAGUUAUUGCCAGAUUUUUGUAAAGGUGCAUUUUGGGUCUGUUAUUAGUUUAAAGCCAUACACUUGAAUAUAUUCAUUUUUCUAAUUUAUUAAACAAGAGUUGAAUAGCCUUAAACUUAUUAUUCAUGUAGACUUUAAUAUUCAGGUAUUGGUCUCUGCAAGUAUUUUCAAAUGCUAUUGGAGAAGUUAAAUUUUUAUCAAAUAUGUAUUUUGCUUGAAUUAGGCAAAUUAUAUCUGAAAUGUCUCCCCUACUCUAUCAAAAAGUUUAGUUCGUUGUAACUUUUUUUAAAUUUUAGUUAUAAUAUGAUGUGACUGAUAAUUCCACUUAUAAAUAUCUAGUUGGUUGGUGAAAUUUUUGAUGUAAAAAAUAAAGUGUGUGGCUUUCUACUGGAGAUGUACAUGUGACUUUUCUGUUAUCUAUGGUUUCUGAUCUCCUUAACAUUGAUUGAAUGUUAAUCCUUCUUUAAAGUGUAAUCCUAAAUAUACAAGUAAAGAAUGUAUAUUGCUUGAGAAACUUACUAGAUUCAUCUUCCUCUUCAAGUUGCAACACAACUUUAAACAUUCUUUAGUUUAUGUUUCCAAAGAAACAGUCUGCACAUGAAUAGUUAUGGUGGCUAUUUUCUUUGUUGGAUGAAAAUUACUUUGGAUAUAAAGGACAAACUUUUUUUGAAUUAAAUGUUCAUGGUAAUCUAUGGAAAGUUAAUGUUGUAUAAAAUAUAUUUUUGAUAAGUAGAUAUAUUCAUAGACAGUAUUUAUAAUAAGUAUUUGAUGUGGAAAAUGUAACAGCAGAGAUGGUUGCAGUGUAUUUAUGAACAUUUUACAUGCACUUAUAUAAAUAAGUUGAGAACUCUAUUUACAAGUAUUGCUUAACAUAAUUACAUUUUAAACAGUUUGUACUUACAUAAUAGAUGACAGUACAAGGGCAUAUUUAGGGUGUCCUUGAGUAUGAAAUAAACGUAGCCUUGCAUGAAGGCUUCUUUAGGUAAGAAGGUGGAUUUAAAGGUUAAUUCUCUGUCAUCUUGCAGGCUUGGUUGAGAGUCAAAUCCAAUCUGCAGAAAUCUCCUUACAUGUAUGCAACUUGCCCAAAGGGGCUUUUGUCAAAUGUGUUGCUAUAUUUGUUCCUUCAGGUGUUGUAUAUUAAGUAUGUGUUCUGGAUAACUAACUACUCUUUGGGUCUUUACAAUACAGUUAUAAAAAGGUACAGUGUACAUAUUAAAUACAUCAUUUAACACAGUUUGAAUAAAAUUAUAUGAUCAAA
This is a messenger RNA of Aquila chrysaetos chrysaetos, 3705 nucleotides long. RefSeq names its product protein FRA10AC1. The record is from RefSeq and is a predicted model, not a curated record. NCBI's taxonomy places the organism in Eukaryota, Metazoa, Chordata, Aves, Accipitriformes, Accipitridae. The coding region runs from base 858 to 2114 and encodes 418 amino acids. Gene Ontology annotation, biological process: dephosphorylation. The transcript has 15 exons. Gene Ontology annotation, molecular function: phosphatase activity.